Messenger RNA from Iphiclides podalirius (scarce swallowtail), 1458 nucleotides. Lineage: Eukaryota; Metazoa; Arthropoda; Insecta; Lepidoptera; Papilionidae. The record is from the annotation of a GenBank genome assembly.
AUGGAUGGCGGCGAUAGAAUAUUGGUCGCUGCCGGACUAACAGCUGCAGUCGUUGUGGGCGCUUUUGUUUUGUGGGGACCUGGUGGUGCACCGCGCGUUAGAAAGCGACGCGGACAGAUUGCUGGGCUUCAAAAUCUGGGCCGAACAUGUUUUUUGAACACGUUACUCCAAGCAUUGGCCGCUUGUCCUAUUUUCAUAGAAUGGUUGAAAAAGUACGCAAAAGCCGACGCACACAACAGUAUGAUAACAACCUUGUAUACAGUAAUUGAAGUGGUAAAUGGCACACAUGAGUCAGCUCGUGGCACACCAGUGUGUCCAUUGGGUGUGUUGCAGUCCUUACGGGCCGCUGGUUGGGUGAUUCCUGCAGACCAGCAGGAUGCACAUGAGUUAUUGCAUGUCCUUUUAUCAUGUGUAGAGGAGGAGACUACAGCUAUGGCCAGAAAGCCUGGUUGCCUCUCGGAUGCUCUGGGUCUGGGUGGCGGGGGACGUGCGUGGUCGGCAUUAGCAUCGCCCGCCUCCCCUCCCGCUGCGCCCCUCUCCCUUCGCCCCGCCUCCGCCGCACCCCCUGAUGAGCCCGAUCUGGCAGAUCCGGAGCCUGCCCCGGAGCCGGCGCGUCUGUCGCGAGGAGUGUCCCGGUCGCUGUGCCAGCUGGGCGCUGCGUCCCGCCGGUGGGCGGCGCCGCCCUCGCGCCCCGCCCCCGCCCCGCCCACACGCGGCACCCUCGCCUCGCGCCUCCAGUGCACUGUCUGCUCCACAAAGAGCCCGAUUCGGUACGACAAGUUCGACAGCAUCUCUCUGUCGAUGGCUAACGCGGUGACGGGUCGCAAUGGCGCCUACAGCCUCGCUGGGCUGCUGCGGGCCUUCACGGCGCCCGAGAUGGUGCAGGGCGUGCGCUGCUCCAAGUGCGCCGCCCAAAGCCCCGCCCCCGGUGCGGACUCCGCCCCCAACAACGUAGCCCCGCCCAUCGCCACACGGACCAAGCACAUACGCACCCUCAGCUUUGGCAAGCUGCCGUGCUGCCUGUGCCUGCACGUGGCGCGCGUGGAGUGGGCGGGCGGCGAGCUGAGCAAGCGCGCAGAGUUCGUCGCCUUCCCCGAGACCCUCAACAUGGCGCCCUACGCCGUGCGCCACCAGCCGCAGCCGGAACUGGCGACGCUGGUGGGCGAAGGGCGGCUGCGCAGCGGGCUGGCGGCGUUGAGCGUGGCGGGGGCGGAGGCGGGGGCGGGAGCGGACGCGGAACGCGCACUUUACCGGCUGGUGGCGGUGGUGGUGCACGUGGGCGGACCGCGCUCCGGCCACUUCGCCACCUACCGCAGGGGCAACGGCUUCGAGAGCAAGAGAUGGUGGUACACUUCGGAUACGCUGGUGCACGAGGUGACCCUGCAGGAAGUGCUGCGCUGCACAGCCUACAUGCUGUUCUACGAACGGGCUAAGCCAGAGCCCUUGACGCACCACUUU